AUGGCGUGCUACCCAAGAAUCCCAUACCCCAUUAAUUCGAAUGUCAACUCUCAAUUAAUAGGAUGGACUCGUGUGGGCAACCUUACCGCCGUUACUGCGAUCCUCGAUUCCCCAGAAGCAGUGGACCUGCCGAGGUCUGGUGAAACAGCGCUCCAUGAAGCCAUUAAGAGCAACCGGCCAGACUUCCUUCGUUAUCUGAUUCCGCGCGGGUUCGAUGUCAAUCAGAAGGGCAUUGAGCCGUAUGGUGAAGUUUGUCUGACUCCCUUACAUCUUGUCGCCGCAAGCAACUCUGCCGAGAUGGUGGAUAUUCUCCUCAACGCGGGAGCAGAUGCGACCCUGGAUGAUGUUUCAGCGGACGGAAUGCGUGGCGUUCUUGGGGAUAUGGAUAGCGAGCCGCAGACCCCAUUUAUGGCCGCAGCCUUCUGGGGCUCUCAUGCCAUUGGCAGCCGCGAAUGGCCUCUUGCCGUCACUGCUGCUGCACUUUAUCGUCAUCCGAAAACACUGGACGUUCUGCUCCAUAACUACCCCGCUCCUGGAGUACCACAAGAUAUCCUGGACCGCGAUUUGGCUGAUGCUGCUGAAAAUGAAGAGUAUGACCCUUACCAUGGGAUAAUACCGGCCCUACCAGAGGAAUCCUGGUCCAGGGGGAUCGAGACGUUCCGGCUUUUACUUGCCCGUGGAGCCCGCCCGAACGCACAGCCCCCUGUGUCCAUCUAUGCAUCUCCUUGGACUGAGCACAAACCGAUUAUCCACACAACCAUUGACACUUCAAUGGGCUUGGCUAUGGUUAAGAUGCUUGUUGACCACGACGUGGACCUUCCUGACGGCUCUGGCGGUGGAGCAGGGGGUAUUAGCCUAUUUGCUCGGGCGGUGCGCAAUGGUGACCCGGAUCUGAUCCGUUAUUUCUAUGAGCGUGAAGGCGCCAUAAUAGACAUGAACGAAGAGCUCCCCGAGACAAAUGACUCCCCUGGGGGUUCCCUGCUUCAUGCCGCAGCGGGGGGCGGUCGUUUAGCAACUGUGCAGUUCCUGCUGGAUCACGGAGCAGACCCCAGUAUGAUGAACACCAAAGGCUGGCUACCAGUCCACCAAGCCUGUCAUGGUCGCCAUCUAGAUAUCAUCAAACUCCUCUGGCCGUUCACCUGCCCGGCUGACGUCGCGGAUCUUACUAAUUAUCGAACGAAGGACGGCCAUAUCGCUUUUCACCUCACCAAUUGUUGGCUCAUUGAUGACGAGGAUCAAGAAGUCAAGGCACAUAGCACGCGCCUCCUUCACUUCUUUGUGGAAAAGGGCACUGACCUGAGCAGUCUUGAUCGCUAUGGAAAAAACAUGCUUCACUACACACUCCCACAAAAUGAAAACAUGUUCCCAUGGUUUCGCACCCUGAUGCAGGCGGGCGCGCAAGACCUGGUUGGACCUCGGUUUCUUUUGGCUCAGGGUGCUGACAAGGACAUCAAUUCACAGGAUAACAAGGGCCGCACUCCACUUUAUUACUACAUACAGACACACUAUUAUCAACCGGGAAACCAGCCAGCCACCUUUCAAAUCCGCGCGGUUGUUUUGGAUCUCUUGAUGGAGGCAGGUGCUGAUCCAGAUAUCCGUGCCGAUUCUGGCAAGUCUUCGAGGGAUCUCCUAAUUGAGAAGGGCUUUCCGUAUGAUUUUGAUAAAUGA
Aspergillus neoniger CBS 115656 is the source of this 1668-nucleotide messenger RNA. Its product is annotated as ankyrin repeat domain-containing protein. The transcript has 3 exons. The record is from RefSeq and is a predicted model, not a curated record. Lineage: Eukaryota; Fungi; Ascomycota; Eurotiomycetes; Eurotiales; Aspergillaceae. Bases 1 to 1668 code for a protein of 555 amino acids. Gene Ontology annotation, molecular function: protein binding.